Molecule: messenger RNA, 702 nt
Organism: Linum trigynum
Lineage: Eukaryota; Viridiplantae; Streptophyta; Magnoliopsida; Malpighiales; Linaceae
Source: the annotation of a GenBank genome assembly
AUGCAGGAAACUAUAAUGCAUCAAUUGGUAUCAGAGCCUGGUUUUGAUCCAGGGACCUAUGGGUUAUGGGCCCACCACGCUUCCGCAGCGCCUUCGCCAUCAAUCGCUUCAUCCUCACCUGCGAACGACGCCGAGCUAACCGUAGCUCCGUCUUCGCCAUGCUUAGCAUCAUUAUAUGAAGAGCCGUCCAAAUCCGCAGCCACGACGUUCACCGUUGAUCAAGGGCAGCCUUCAGUUCACUUAACUGUAGCUUCGGUGCUAUGGUACGUUGCCGAUCUUGUCUCCCCAGCUUUCGUACGAGCUGCCGUUACACCAUCCACCGUUGCACGAUCCUCAUCCAUUACUCCGAUCAUCGCAGGUAACGAGGGACGACACCUAGCGGAAGAGGACAACGGCCAAGGAAGUCAGGGUCCAAUUGCAAAAAGACAUGCUAUGCGACGUGCAUUGUUGUCCAACGUGAUGAAUUUCAGGGCCACGAACCAUGUUUGGAGAAGUUUUGAGCUCGGGAUCAAUGUUGGGAAGCGACGAACGGAAAAAGAGAAUGAUCUCGGCAACCGCAUGUUACCAAGAGUUGCGGGUGAUUUUCUGGAAAUGUCAAGUUUGGAACUUGGACAUAAAGGCAACGUGGGAGUACAGGGAGGGCAUGUAAUCCAAAAUUGCAUGGGAAGGUGCUCUCAUGCACUCAUACGAGACAAGGGUUAA